This is a messenger RNA of Acanthopagrus latus (yellowfin seabream), 8309 nucleotides long. RefSeq names its product microtubule associated tumor suppressor candidate 2a (gene mtus2a). Lineage: Eukaryota; Metazoa; Chordata; Actinopteri; Spariformes; Sparidae. Gene Ontology annotation, molecular function: microtubule binding. The transcript has 16 exons. Gene Ontology annotation, cellular component: nucleus; cytoplasm. The coding region runs from base 478 to 4746 and encodes 1422 amino acids. The record is from RefSeq and is a predicted model, not a curated record.
AGGAGGAGGAGGAGGAGGAUGCUCUGUCAGGUGUCGGCUGCAGCAUCAGCACCGCUCCUCCUCCUCCUCCUCCUCCUCCUCCUCCUGUCCGCAGCAUCUCUCUCUCUCUGUUGCACUGUUUUCUGGCAGUCGGAGAAGGAGGGAGACGGAGUGAAGAAGAGACGCAGCUCCCGCACCUGACCGACAUCUCUUCAACGCGCCAGCCGCGCAGAAAGCUGGAGAUUCAACAGGCCUCCAUCUCCUCGAAGAGCCAUUAAAGACAAGAUCAUUAACUCAAGCUAAAUGGAAGAUCAGUGGCGAGUUGAAGUGAAAAAGACUUCAUGAGAUGACAUUUCGUCCUUGGAAUGAUCAACUGAAGGGCCAUCGUCACGCAGAGCCUGAAGAGGAGAGACAAGGAGGGUAGAACAAUUUGUAAGUCCAUAGAUGGCCUCAGCACCCUGCAGGUGUCUUUGAGCGUGCCAACAAAAUCAGUCUGACAUGAGCUUCCCCACUGGUUACCAGGGACUGAGGGUCAAUGUUGACAGAGGCGAAAAGAUUGGAAAUAAAACCCAGAUCCAGUACUCCCAAUCUGGGGAUGAUAAUGCCAAUCAAAUAUCCUCGAUUGGCGAUCAAGAAGGGUAUAGCACAAGCUCCAUUCCUCCCUUGGUCUCUCAGAGUGAAUCUCCGGACAAGUUAGUGAUCUGGGGCUCCGAGCAGCAAUGCCUGGAGCCUGAGCUCGGAGAGUUCGAGGUUUUGGAGCGCCAGGAGAUACAUACGUUUUUGGGAAACGCAGAUCGUGAGGAGGAGAACGAAGAGGAAGACGAUGGAGAAAGUCUGAGGGAUGGAAAAGAUCCCAUGUCCAUAUCCUCGAGCUCAACUGCCAGCUCUGCUUCGACCGGCGUGAGGAGAAAUGACAACGACAGCAACAAAGUGGAGGGCAGAGUGCAGAGGGGCAGAGAGGUGCAGAGGAGGAUUGGCUGUCACAGCACUGAAGAGCUAGACAUGUGUGUGACAGGCUCAAUAGAGAAAAGAGACACCAGGUCGGGCAGGGCAGGAGACCAGGAGAGAUGGAGGGGAGGUCUGAAGGAGUCCAAGUCGGAGACAAAUGUGUUCGUCUCCAGUCUGUCGGCAGCCGCCCUCAGCGGGAGUCUGUCGAGUGCUCUGGAUAGCGGCGGGGAAGCUCAAUCUUUCAUCUCUCUAUCCAAGACCAGCCCUUAUCCCAAUACAAACAACACUACCUCAGCUCAGACCAGAAGGAGGGAAGCUCCCGUAGAUGCUAACCAGAACUCCCCGCCAUCGUGUGAGAGACAGGAGGAGGGAAGUCACCACAGAAAUGGAUUGUCCUCUGACGGAGGGCUGGGCCAAAGGAGGAGGGCUGGAUUUGAGGAGAGGGUGAUUCCACCACGAAGGCAACAGCUUGUCAGACCCCUCUGCCAGACGGAAACGGGAAGAACAAGGAGCUUAGCAGAGCCCGGUGAUCAUCAAGCCGAGACAGGCCAACCUUCCUCCACCAGCCCCUCUCUGGAAACACACAGUAACGGGUCAAACAGAAAGUUGACCAAAUCGUCUUUACGUGAGCCAUCGGAUUUCUCCUCCCUGUACAACACAUCUGGGGCAUCACAGCUCCGGCAGCCCAACCAGGCCCCACCUGCAGAGAGACAGCCGGCUACAGCUGCGUGGCGUCAUUCCAGUCCCUCCAAUCCUUCCGCUUCCGACAAGAGACCCCAGACUCAGCUCACAUACAGAAGGAACUGCUCCAGUCCCAACAGAACGGGCGUGGACUCCAGGUCAUCUACCCCUCCUCACUCCCCUCUCAGGACACCCCAGGGUUCACCACGCAGGCAACCCUCCAUGUACCUCGUUUCCAGGAAUGUCUCUGGAGGGGUGAGACACAUCCCAUCAGGAUGCAACCCUGCUGUGACGACAUCAGCUCAGGGCUAUGGCAACAGUUGCGUGAGAGCACCAGUCAAAACCAACAUAAGCACAAGUGGAAUCCCCAAAGCGCCUCUCAACAACCAGCAGAGCUCGAACCACAACUCCAAGCCCAAAGACAGCUCCCCAUCGCCUAAACUCAAGCCUAAAGGAGUUCGACCCAAAAUCAUCACCUAUGUCCGGAAGAAUCCUCAGUUUAAGCCCCAGGCCUCUGACGGACCUUAUCAGGUAUCCUCUCUGCCAUCCCGGCUCUCGGCAUACACACACGGCCAAACAGCCACUUCCGUCAAAGACCCCUCGAAGCCAGAAGCGGAAACCAGAGGAGCUCCAGCACUCAGUGCCUCCAAUCUGCUUUAUGACAAGUACCGCCAAGAGAUGCAGACGGGCAUCUUCCCAUCAGGAAUGCUGAACAGGAGUAUCAGGCCGCCUGGACACACACACACUGUCCCCCCUGCACACACACACAGCCACACGGCACCGCCGAAACUGGGCAGCAAAGCAGAGAACUUCUACGGGGCUCCAUCAGAGUUAGGAAGAUCUGGCAGUUUUAAAGGGAGCGCGGCGGAGGACGCGCUGCAGGCCCGGACAGCUGCGCAGGCCGGAGGGAGCGGCAGCCUCCUGCGCUCCAGCAGGGGUCUGCGUCUGGGCCUGGGAGCUGUCACCAGGACAACUACGGGGCCAGCCAAGGGCAGAGGACCUGGUCAAAGUCAGAGAUCGACCCUGGUGCUCAGCCAGCCGGUCCAAGCUGUGAGCCCAGCGACCAAUCAGAAAAGCCAAGACAACACAGAUGAAGUCUUCACCCACCACGCUCCUGCUCCUCUUCCUCAAGCAGCAGCAGCAGCAGCAGCUCAGCCCCAGGCUGCAGCCUCCCGCUCUAUGCUCCCCAAGGCGAGCCAGUCUGGUCUGCGUCCACCCGGCUUCAGCUCCAGCCGCCUCCCCGGGGGGCGCCUCGCAGCCUUCGGCUUCGUCAGGAGCUCCAGCGUGUCCUCCGUCUCCUCGGCCCACUCCGCCGACAGCACGCAGAGUGACCCCUGCAGGACGGCCCACCGUCUGAGUGUGAGCGAGGAGCCUCCUCUUCACAGAGUGACCACGGGCCCCCCGUCCACGGAUCACCAGAGAGGGGCGCCGUGUCGCAGCAACAGCCUCCAGCCGCCCUCGACCCCCGCCCUGCCCCGGCGCUACCUGCCUCCCCAGCCGAGAAGCUCCCCUGGAGUCGGCAGGAAGGAGUUUCAGCGCUCGGAGGUCACACGUUCUCUCCCGUCCUCCCCGAAGAGGCUGGCAGUGGUCCCUCCCAAGCCGCAGUCCCCAGUCCAGUCCGUGCAGCGGCCCGCGGCGGCAGUGCGGGGGUCGGCUCCCCCGGGGUCCCCUCGCCGCGUUGCCCCCCUGAGGCUGCAGCAGGAACAGCAGGAGAGCCUGCAGAGGGAGAAAGAGGAGGCUCAGCAGAAAGAGAAGGAGAGGCAAGCAGAGGAACGAGAGAAAGAAGAGCAGAGGCAUGAGGUUCAGCGGCUGCAGGGACGCUGUGAGCAGCAGGAGAGGCAGCUGAGAACGCUCAGAGAAGAACUGAGGAAGACCUCCUUGGGUCUGGAAGCCUUCAUUAUAACCACUCAGCAUUACUGCCUCAAGAGCAAAACUACAGAAGAGAACCAAAAGAAGUUGUCCUUGGAAAUGCAAAACAUCAGAGAUGAAAUGGCAUUUAACACUGCGCGAUGGGAGAGACUCCAUCGGGAAAAGACGGCGCUGGAGGUGGCGUUUGAACGAGAGCUGCAGGAGCUGCAGCUGCAGCAGGAGGCGGAGCUGGCUGCGGUGGAGGAGGGGCUUAGAAAGUGUCACUCAGCCGAGGCGGAACACCUGAAGGCGGAGCAUCGGUCAGAGAUGGAGGAGCUGAGGACCCAUCAGCAGGAGCAGGUGGAAGAGAUGACUGUCAACCACCAGGCAGCCAUUCAGGAGCUUAGAGACAUGCAUAACAUCACCAUGGCAACACUGCAUGAGGAGCACGCCCGUACCAUGAGAGACUUAAGAAAAGCUCAUGAGCAACAGAAGAUGCUGCUAGAGGAGGACUUUGAGAAACUCAGGCUUUCUCUACAGGAUCAAGUGGAUACUCUCACAUUUCAAAACCAGAGUCUGAGAGACAAAGCCAAACGUUUCGAGGAGGCUCUGAGGAGGAGCACAGACGAGCAGAUAGUUGAUGCCCUGGCGCCGUACCAGCACAUCGAGCAAGAUCUGAAGAGCUUGAAGGAGGUUGUGGAAAUGAAGAACCAGCAGAUACACCAGCAAGAGAAGAAGAUAUCUGAUCUGGAGAAAGUGCAGGCUCAAAAGAACGUCUUCCUUGAGGAGAGGGUCCAGGUUCUGCAGCAGCAGAAUGAAGACCUGAAGGCUCGUAUUGAAAUGAACCUCACCCUGUCCAGGCAACUGUCCGAGGAGAACGCCAACCUUCACGACUCCGUCGAGAAGGAGAGCACCGAGAAGAAGCGGCUGAGUCGCAACAACGAGGAGCUCCUGUGGCGUCUCCAGACCAGCCCCCUCAUGUCCCCUGCCUCUUCUCCGCUGCACCGCUCUUUCUCCAACUCCCCCAUCCCUUCAUCCCCAUUUUUCUCCUCCUCACCCGUAGCGGGCUGCGACUCCCCCACCCACUGCUACGGCUGUCCCCAGCAGGCUCAAUACUGCUCCCCCUCACACAGAGCCUCCACCAACCAGAACCUCUCCCCUGGACCAGGCACACCCACUCACAGGGCAGCCAGCAAUCAGAAUUACUCCCCUGGCCCGGCCACGCCCACACACAGAGUGUCAGCCAAUGGCUGUAACUCGCCCAGUUUUCUCGGCUCUUUGCAGAGAUAAGCUCACAUUUUUCUCUCUAUCGUUCUCUUUCUCUCUCUCUCUCUCUCUCUCUCUCUUUUUCUUCACAUUCUCUUACAUUUUCCUUCAUUCUCCUCCAUUUCAUUAUUUGGAUGUGAACGGAUUUGAAGUACACAUUGGGGAAAAACAAGGGACAAAACUGGAAAGUCAUGAACUUUCAAGUCUCUCGAUGGUCCCGGGGGGGCGGUGUCUGUCACGUGAAUCACAGCGCAGACACAAUAAGACUGAUAAAUUAAGGAAUGGAUGCAGAUGACUGCAGCUGAGCCUCGUCCCCAAUCCCGACUUGUAUGUCGUCCUGGAAGUGUAGAGUGUACAUACUGUAUGAUAGUGGCACGGAUGGUGUCGACGUGUAGGGAAACCUCCCUGCAUGGACAGUCGCGACGAGUCCCGCGCAGAGGAAACGGUACAGAUGGAAAGUAGCACACUCUCGUCACCAGAACACAAUGUGUUGUAAACACGGCCAUGACCUUGAUAAAAUAAGCUAUGUUCUCUCUCAUCAGGAUUAGUUUCUCAUAUUCAAGCCUGAGCUGCAAUUCGGAGUCACGAACUGAAUCAGCUUUAAACAGAAAGGUUUUGUUUUUGUUUUUUUUGUUUUAUGUUUAGUUUAUCAUCCGGAAAAAUCCCCAACAAAGCGCCUUAUACUUCGUCCCGCCGUCUCACCAGCAGAGGACAAGCAGCAUUUUACCCCCUGAACAGCUUUGGAUAAAAUAAUUAGUUUGUAAAUCAAAGCAAAUUGUGUUUUUUUUUUCAGCCGUUUUAACAUUUUGUAAUUUACAUCGACGCCGAUAGUUUUACUUGUGUGGGACAGCCCUACCUGGAGCCCCAGCCAUUUGAACCUCGCAAAAAAAAGCCAACAAAGAAAAAAACCACAGAGGACUUAAAACGUUUCAAACCUUUGCCAGGUCUUCCUUAAACGAGCUACGAGGGAUCCCUCAGGUCAACAUGCAAAAACUACGUCUGCCAUUUUGUAUUUUUUACCUCAGCGGGGAAUGUGCAGUCUGUUGCGUAGCUCAACAGCCAACAUCACCAACAAGAAACAAACAACACAGAGCUAACAGGGAGCUCAGAGCUAAGGGGGGGGGCCAAACACAGGAAUCUGUUUUAAAUGUUGUGGAUUUCUUUAAAAAACGUGAUAUCUAAUUCAUUUGUUACAUGUAUUUUGCCAACUUCUGCAAGCAUGUACUGUGAAAGUCUUCCAGUCUUAAUGUGAAACUUAUUAUUGCUGUGAUCCGUCUAUUUAUUAUUAAGCUCGAGGCGCGAAGCAAAUGAAUGGUGUUUGUAAAAACAUUUUUUUGAAAAUAACACAUAUGGGACACAAGUGGAAUAAUAUGUGAUGCACCUGAGGAGAAAGGAAAUAUAGUGCAGUUUGUUUGUUUUUUUUACUUGUCAUAUAUAGGUGGUGUUCAGGGGACUGACUUAUGAUAUGAAAUGGGUCUAUAAGCUAUGUAGGUUAAAGGUGCAAUACGUAAGAUUUUAGUGGAAAACACUCAAAACGUAACUAAAAUGAUCAACGGGGGGUAUGAGCAAACAGGCGACCAAUUCUUACAUACUGCACCUUUAGAAAAAAUAAUAAAAACACAGGUUAACUCUCUGUUUACCUCGUCGUGACUAGUGUUACAGAGAUCAGGGGCGUCGGCCUGUGUUAACCUUUUCAUAACCUCUUCUAAGGCUUCGUUUAUCCGAAUGACACUUUUUAUCCUGCGAGUGUUUUUCGUUCAAACUGUUCCGCGAGCCGCAACGCGUUUCUCACGGCACGCGAGAACAAUGUCGUUCAGGGAAUUAUUUUCUAAAUUUAGAUUAGAAAUAUCGUCGGUUUUCAUUUUGUAUAGCUUCUUGACAGAGCAUUAUACACUCUCAAGACAUUUUUUCCCGAGAUAAUUUUUUUCCACUUCUAUGAAAUACAACAGAGAAAAACAAAAAACAUCCUUUGGUAUAUACAAAAACGAGAAUUAUUUUAUAGCAUACAGUAUGUCAUAAAUGCCUCCUGCUCUGUAACUCUAUAACUUACCCUCAGGGUCUUUCAUCCGGCUUUUGAACUAUGUAGAACACUACAGUAUUAUUACAGUUUAAUCUCAGUGAAUUACUCAUAUUGUAACAAAACGAAAGCUUAAACCGCUGUAAAUAAACGAGGACAGUGAGAAGGGGAUGAGGGUAAGUUUACGUAGGCUAAUAGGAGCUGGAUUUAGGGUUAGUCACUAAUGUAAUUUUGUUAAAAGUUAUGUAGAUGCAUGGGGGGGUCGGGUCUGGCAGGGGGGCGGGGGCAGCAUCAAGGCUUUGACAUUCCUUGCAGCGCCCCUGGUCACUUUUUCUAUUAAGUUAACCUUUUACCAGCAUGUAAAGAAGGGGCGUUCCUGGGCUUGCCAGUUUUUUUUCCAGUCAAAUACUUUCAAGUGGAUCCUUAAUUGCGAUACCAGCAGCACUUUUGACGGUUGUUAAAUAAAUAAAAACCUAGAAAAUAAAAAAAUAUUUCGUCGAGAUUUUUUUUGUACGAUACGAUACAGGGUUGAAUGCUCUUAAACAAAAGAAUGUCAAGCGCAGAGUAGGGUUUGAGGCGCGCCUCUCGAUUCUCACUUCAUUUUUUCGUACCUACGCGCUGACAGUUUUGAGAAUGUCUCUUGCGUCUGUGGGAAUUUGCCCGUCGGGAAAAAGUCACUGUGUUUCCGAACGUUUAGGACCACAGUUCAGCUGCGUCAUCAAGUGGUUUCUUCAGGGUCCUCCUAACGGCCGCUUCAGGUGCAAAUAAAUAAAUAAACACAGCCUACAAAAAAAUGCAACAAAGACUACUGUUUACAAAUGACAGCGUAAAAAUUUCAUACUGAAUUCAUAAUUCACUUUUUCUGAAUGGACUAUGAUUUCUAAACGAUGAAACUGGUAUUGUAAUGACCCUUCUUCAAUGUGUCCUGUGGACAUCUGUGUCUCGCUAUAUGCUGAAUGUCAAAAAUGUAACGACCGCAUAUUUUAUACGAGUCAUUCGUGUGAUUCUGUUUGCUAUAGAAGGACCUCUCGUCUGAUCACGAUGUAGCAGAUAUUUUAAUAUGUAGCAUUUGGUUGAGGCUCCCUGCGACAAACGUGGGUAGCCCAUUUAAUUCGUUAGGGGCUGAAAACGUCCAUGUUGGUUUUUGAAAUGCUGCCGUAGCAAAUUCUUUCCCAUGGCUUGUCAACUUUCAGCACUAGAAUUUUCGAUUUGUGGUGGUGAGCUAUACAAUUAACCCUCACGGAUUUGGUCCGGAGACGGAAGGUCUACCGAAAUGGUUUGUUCUGGCACUGAUUGUAUGUUUGAAUGUAAAUACAUUUACAACAUGAGUUGUGUCUUAGUGCACCGACAAAAGUGAUAGAAGCAUGUUUUUUCCUGUCUUUGCUGUUUUCUCUCCCUUUCUCUUUCCUUUUAAACCUCUCUGCGAUCUGUGAUGGUCGAAAAAUGUAACCGUAGCGUAGGAGGCCUAGCGGACGAGGAGUGAGAUGGGUCAACAUGUAAUGUAUACGCGGUAUGUUGAUGCUAUUAUUUGUACUUUUUGGAGGGAGAACAUGGUAUUAAAAACAUUGAA